AUGAGUCGCCCUAACAUCACUCUGUACACAGCGCAGACGCCCAAUGGCAUCAAAAUCUCCAUCGCGCUGGAAGAGCUCGGGCUGCCCUACAAUGUUGAGCAUAUCGAUCUCUCCAAGCUAGAGCAAAAAGAGGACUGGUUCCUCGAGAUCAACCCCAAUGGUCGCAUCCCCGCCCUGACCGACACGUUCAGCGACGGGCAGAAGAUCCGCCUGUUCGAGUCUGGCAGCAUCCUCCAGUACUUGGCCGAGCAGUACGAUCCCGAGCACAAGAUCUCCUUUCCCAAGGGCACGCGUGAGUACUAUGAGAUGAACAACUGGCUCUUCUUCCAGAACGCCGGCGUCGGCCCCAUGCAAGGCCAGGCGAACCACUUCUCGCGGUACGCGCCCGAGCGCAUUGAGUACGGCGUGAACCGGUACAUCAAUGAGACGCGCCGGCUCUACAGCGUCCUCAACAAGCACCUCGCCCAGUCCAAGUCCGGAUACCUGGUUGGCGAUCAUGUCUCCAUCGCCGAUAUCUCGCUCUGGGGCUGGGUGGCGGCCGCCGCUUGGGCUGGUGUUGAUAUCAAUGAGUUCCCGCAUCUAAAGGCGUGGGAGGACCGCAUGGCCCAGCGACCAGGCAUAGAGAAGGGUCGCCAUGUGCCCUCACCGCAUAACGUGAAGGAGCGGACCAAGGAUAAGGAGAGCAUCGAGAAGCAUGCCGCAGAGAUCCGCGCCUGGGUCCAGGAGGGGAUGAAGAGCGAUGCUCAGAAUAAGAGUUGA
Aspergillus pseudoviridinutans is the source of this 759-nucleotide messenger RNA. RefSeq names its product glutathione S-transferase family protein. The transcript has 3 exons. NCBI's taxonomy places the organism in Eukaryota, Fungi, Ascomycota, Eurotiomycetes, Eurotiales, Aspergillaceae. The record is from RefSeq and is a predicted model, not a curated record. Bases 1 to 759 code for a protein of 252 amino acids.